AUGAAAACCAUAAAAGUAAAUGAGAAACCACACUUGUGUCUCUUCGCGAUUCAAGAUAUUACAGCUGGAGAAGAAUUGACUUACAACUACGGUGACUCAAACUGGGCAUGGAGAGCACAGAUUGGGAGUAGAAAGUCUGCUGCUGCAAUAGUACAUGCUGAUUCAGUAGGGACUGAACUCACCACAGUCACAACUGCAGACUCACAGCCUGCUGACACAGUCCCCAAAACACACUUCACUGGCACAGACACCCUGUCCAACAUGCCCGUCUCAGAUGAUAAUUUGCAGAGUGAGCGCUCGAAGGCCAGGAUUGACAAAUUAAAAGAACACCACAAUAGGUGUGAAACUCGGUAUGAAUCUACGGCAGAGAAGCGAAACGCUCUUCAAAGACAGCGAGUCUUACUCCUACUGCAAUUGGCAAACUUGGAUAAAAUGCUGGGCCCAGAAUCGCAUCCAGUCACUCAACCAGCAGAAGAUUCUGUGAUACCCUCACCAACAGACACACAGGUUGCCUUCCAAAACAACAUGGACACAGAUUCCAGCUCUGUAGAAGAUGGGAAUGUGUCCCACUCCAAUCCCAAGCUGGGCCCAGAAUUGCAUCCAGUCACUCAACCAGCAGAAGAUUCUGUGAUACCCUCACCAACAGACACACAGGUUGCCUUCCAAAACCACAUGGACACAGAUUCCAGCUCUGCAGAAGAUGGGAAUGUGUCCCACUCCAAUCCCAAGGUAAGAAAGUAUAGAUGAUGGCCACAGUUCAUA
Rhinichthys klamathensis goyatoka is the source of this 762-nucleotide messenger RNA. RefSeq lists its product as uncharacterized. Gene Ontology annotation, cellular component: nuclear speck. The coding region runs from base 1 to 747 and encodes 248 amino acids. Gene Ontology annotation, molecular function: protein binding; transcription coactivator activity. Lineage: Eukaryota; Metazoa; Chordata; Actinopteri; Cypriniformes; Leuciscidae. The transcript has 9 exons. Gene Ontology annotation, biological process: positive regulation of transcription by RNA polymerase II; Notch signaling pathway. The record is from RefSeq and is a predicted model, not a curated record.